AUGGUCCGAAAAGCUACUCACAUCGAGGCCAAGUCCUCUACCUUUACCCAGCUCCUGCCCCUCCUCAUCCUCCUGGCCAUCCUCGGCGGCGUCGCCUUCGUCGGGUACCAGAUCUACCUCAGCGCGACCAAGAUCCGCGACAACGCCGAGGCCCGCAUGGCCAAGAAGAACGUCGUCUUCACCAAGGACGGCCUCCGCGUCGGCGUCAAGCACGUCGAGCAGGAGAAGUACGUCGACGCCACCCAGAGCUGGGUCGUCAAGGCCUGGAACAUGGGAAGCCAUAAUCCGCCUGCCGUCAAGAGAAAAUAG
Molecule: messenger RNA, 309 nt
Organism: Hypoxylon fragiforme
Lineage: Eukaryota; Fungi; Ascomycota; Sordariomycetes; Xylariales; Hypoxylaceae
Exons: 2
Coding region: 1-309 (102 amino acids)
Source: RefSeq, a predicted model, not a curated record